Molecule: messenger RNA, 1937 nt
Organism: Harpia harpyja (harpy eagle)
Lineage: Eukaryota; Metazoa; Chordata; Aves; Accipitriformes; Accipitridae
Product: homeobox protein HMX2-like
Exons: 2
Coding region: 96-911 (271 amino acids)
Biological process (GO): regulation of transcription by RNA polymerase II
Cellular component (GO): nucleus
Molecular function (GO): RNA polymerase II transcription regulatory region sequence-specific DNA binding; DNA-binding transcription factor activity, RNA polymerase II-specific
Source: RefSeq, a predicted model, not a curated record
CUUCCCUCCGCCCCGGCUGCCGCUGCCGCCCUCCCGCCGCAGCCAGUCCUGCGGCGCAGCACGGCUCGGCUCGGCUCGGGUCGGCUCGGCACGCCAUGGUGCAGCUCGGGGGCGACCGCCGAGCCCCACCGCCGGCCCCGGCCGCGCCGCCGGCCUUCAGCAUCGACAGCAUCCUGCAGGCCGGCCCCCGCCGCCCGGCCCGGGAGCAGGGCAGAGCCCGCUGCGCGCUGCCGGAGGAGGAGGAGGAGGAGGAAGAGGAAGAGGAAGAGGGGCCUGCGGAGCAAGACCCCAGUAAAGGCUCCAGCAACUCGGGCAGCGAGCCCCGCCGGCUCCGGGCGGAGAGGACGAGCCGUGGGCUCCGGGCGGAGGCCGCGGGCGGCCGCAGCGGUGCGGGCUCCCCGCUCCCCGCCGAGGGGCUGCGCGGCUCCCGGCAGCCGCCGCCGCCGCCGCCGCGGGAGGCCGGGGGCUGCGGCGGGGAGAGCGGCAGGUCGCCGGCGGCGGGCGGCAGGAAGAAGACGCGGACCAUCUUCUCCAAGAGCCAGGUCUUCCAGCUGGAGUCCACCUUCGACGUGAAGCGCUACCUGAGCAGCGCCGAGCGGGCCGGGCUGGCCGCCGCGCUGCACCUCACCGAGACGCAGGUGAAGAUCUGGUUCCAGAACCGCCGUAACAAGCUCAAGAGACAGAUGUCGGCCGAGCCCGAGGGCCCGGGGCGGGCGGAGCCCCCCGGGGAGCCGCCGCCCCCCGCCGCCGCCGCGGCUCUCUCCUUGCCGGCCCUCUACAAGGACAGCACCCUGCUCAGCCGCUGCUUGCUGCCGCUGCCCUUGCCCCUGCUCUACCCGGGCAGCGCCAUCCCCUACCUCUGCCUCCCCGGGCCGGGCAAGCACUUCAGCCUGGUGGACGGGGACGUAUAGCCGCUCCCCCCCGGCCCCCGACCUCCCUCUUGCCGGGGGCCGCCCCGAUGUUAUUUACGCCCCCCGCCGUGUCGGUGGGGUGUCCGCCUCCGCCGCGGCCGGCGGCAGCCGCCCCCCGGCCCACGGAGGGACCGCCCGGGCUCCCCCCCUACGCGUGUCCGUGGGCCGCCGACGCGUUGUUAAAGCUUGAAAGGGGUGCUGCCAGCCCGCCCUCCCUCUUGCAGCGCUUUUUCUCUGGGCAGGAGGGACGCGAGAACACGGAGCCACCAAAGAAACCGGGAUGUGUUCUGCCUCCUUCCCUCUCUCCCUCCCUCCAUCCCUCCCAAGUUAUCCCGUGCACGUAUUCCAGGGGAGCCGAUGCUCUGCCUCAGGCGGCGGGGACCGUGUCCCCGCGUCUGCCCCAGCGCCGUGGCCAUGGCUGUACCGUGAACCGAGUCACUUUUAAUACAGCUUGCUACACGCCAAGGCCGCCGAGUGCUCCUCUAUCUCAAACUCUCCCCCUCUAAUAUCCCGCAGAUUAACUUCUCCCCGUUUUUGACGUUAUUGAAAUGUAGACACCCUUCCUCAGAUCUGGUUCUUAAACUGUGGCUUCUCUGAACUUUUUUUCCCUUCCCGAAAAAAUCCAAGCGCGCUCUCACACUUUUUGUGCUAACUGGUUCUCAAACUGUGGCUCGUCUGAUGUUUUUUGCAGAACAAGACAAGCUCUCUCUCAUACUUCUUGUGCUAACCCCGCCCCCCGAAAUCUCGUGGGACAAUUUUAUCUGCUAUCCUAAAGUAAAGAAGUGUUGAGUUUUGAUUUAUUUUUUUUUCUUCAUAGAUUUCCAAACGCUUUUGUCGCCCUUUGGUUUCCAAGUUCACACGCUUUAUAUCCAAAGGUUGGAAAUAAACCUUUUCAGAAAGCUGAAAUGCAUGCCUUUUCAAUAGUUACUACUAGGCAGUAUCAAACGAAAGAGAUUGCCUAGAGUGCACCGAUGGUUUUAAUUUAAAAAAUAAAGGUUAAGAGCACAAUCGUGGCAUUACCAAAUU